Messenger RNA from Porites lobata, 17763 nucleotides. The record is from the annotation of a GenBank genome assembly. NCBI's taxonomy places the organism in Eukaryota, Metazoa, Cnidaria, Anthozoa, Scleractinia, Poritidae.
GCAGUUAGGCGUCAGUUGUACUUAGGUGCUCCCGAUGAUCUGUCUCCAGAUCCCAUCAGUGGUAUCCCAGCACCCAUUGUUUUACCAUUCGGGGUAGUGCCUGACGCCGGAGCAAUACCACCCGCAGGGGCCAUCGCACCAUCUCCUCUCAUCGCCCCUGCACCUGCCAUACUACCAGCCAAUGCUAUAACAGAAGAAAACAGAGCCACUCCAGUGGAUAAAGGUUAAUUUUAAUCACCAAAUUCUUCAUCUUUAAACCGACUUAGAGGGUCAACAACUCUGUCUCGUGAGAUCAUGUGUUGACCAUCAGCCUUAAACAUUAAUAGUAUUGUGUAAAUAACCCUUUCAGUACCAAUAGCAGCAAAAAUUGAUCGACUCUUGUGGGACGUAAAACGGUUACGCCACAACCACCUCUCGAGUCUACCUGCAUGCCAUGGGUUGUGGGAAAGGGUAGAGAAUGGGGGUGCUCAUCCUCACUGAAUUGUCUGACAUUAGAAGUCAUUUAAUCAAUAGGUCGAUCAUGGGCUUCUAUGUUAGAGUAACAUUAACUCUCUCUUAAACUAUAUAUUUCCUUUAAAGGACGGUCAUCUUCUUAAAACCGACAUAAGAGUAUCCCUGCUGUCUUCAGUCAUUUUCUUUGCUUCUUAGUAACUUAGGCACCUCUUGAGGCAGACGUUAAAUUUUAGUCUGAACAGUGUCUGUUCCGGCAAAAUUGUGCAGAGGUCUUCAAGGUCGCUAUCGCUAAAAGUUCAGGAAAUGGACCCCUUCCCGGUUGCCUUGAGAGGAGGGGUCAGUGAUUCUCAUCCCGAGUAAGUCUUAAUAUUGGUUACCAUGUUUCAAAGCUAAAAACCAGAGAGUUGUCAUGAAUGUUGAAGAGUAAAGAACAUUUUACACUGCCUUGUAGCAUCUUUCUUACACUCCAGCCAUGAUGACGCGCUGCCCUUGCUACUCGACACAGUUGUUGACAUCUUUUUGACGGUUUCCGAUAACCUUGCCAAUUUUUAUCUCAUAAGAGCUCUUUUAAUUGGUUUUGCAGAGAAAGCAAAAAGAUUCGAGCUUCCCUUCACGUCAGACCCUAUGCCUCAACAAUGGAAUGACGGAUUAUCACAGGGUGCUUUGUUUGGUCAAGGCCAAUUGCCAGACGAGGAAAGUGCCUUUUCCCUUAGUCCAAACCAAAUGUUGUCUGAUGAUUCAAGCUUUACUGGACAAAACAAGGUUAUGUCAUCGUCACCAGAGCAGCUUAAUGUUCAAAACGAAAUGUUGGGUGAUGUAACAAAUCGGAAUGAACUCGGCACUAACAGCUUGUCAAUCCCGCAAGGGCAGUAUAACUCUGCCGUUCCACAAUCUAGUGAAAAAGUAGAAUUUUAUGAACCAAACGAAACAGGAAGUCCCGAAACGCCACCGUACUUGGAUUCUCCGUACACAGAUACAGGCCCAUCAAAAGAAGAUCUCCAAAAAAUUGAACCACUCUUGGAAAGCGAAAAGUUUUUGGCAAAUGCAAUAAUAAAAGACACUUGGCGAGAAGGUGAGCUACUGUUUUGGACGCACUUUUUGAAAAACGUGAAUUCUGAUGAUUGGAAACCCAACUACUAUUGCGAAGCAGUAAGCACGAUGAUGUAGAACUGCCUUCAUCGGUAGCUGUAUUAAAAUCUUGAGCAAAAAAUAAAACUUAGAUGUUAACAGAGUUUUUUAAACACUAAAAAUAUAACCGACUGUAAAUUGAACAUAAAUUGACGUAUUCUCUGUUUAGGACGUGUUAUGGAGAAACAGGUAAAUUAUCAAUCUUUAGAACCGAACAUCUUUAGAAAGUAUGAGUCUGCAUUGUUGCUUUCAUUGAAUCCAUAAGUUAACAAAACGUUCUAUUCCACAGAUAGCGCACUCUCUUCUUCAAGACAGGCUGUUUCAGAAAGUUUAACGGCUGCUCACCAACUGGCAAACGAAGACUGGCAGAACAAACCGAUUAUCCACGAGAAAGCGAAGCAGAAAGCCAAAAGCUAUGACAACGAAAACGAGAACAAUGUUUUACUGGACGAAGCUCGUCCAGGCGGAAUGCUUAAACAAGAAUCACUGCCUUCUUCUGUUUUGAAAGAAAAGCGACCACUUAACGAUGGCAAAAGCAACAGUCUUCUGCACGAAGAGCAGCCAAUAAGUAUGCAUCACCAAUCGCCAUUGAGCCCGAUGAUGAAAGUGGAGAAUGAUUCUACGACCUUCCUCACGAAAAUGCAAGGAACUACAUCUAAGGGAAUUUCGUCAUUAAAAAAUUCAACCAGGAUGUACAAUCACAGUUUAUCAGAGUUAUCAUCCAGUAGAGCAUCAGUGGUAUUACAAAGGGAAGCGAUAAAGAAAAAUGUCUCGGAACCUCAUUCUGAUUCUCACGACGACUGGUUUACCAAUGUGAGGCUAGCAAAAUCUCACAACAUUUCUUUGGGAGCUAGCACAGCGGAAAGUCCAAGGAAUGGACAGUUAUCACGGAAAAUGUACACUGCAGCGGAUUAUUUAAAAACACUUUAUCCACAGCUAUCUCUGUUUAGGGCGCCACUCAAAAACGUCAAGGGCAAUGCAUCGUUGUUGUCGCUGGUCCUUUCUUCCCUUCUUCAUGGCAAUGCUACAUUACGUAAACUCUUAUACGAGUCCCCAAAACUGGUCACCAAAGAUGCACUUGGAAAAGCGAAAACAAUAGGUUUGAGGCCUAUUAAAGACACUUCAGAUUUACAGAGAAAAGCCUCACAGGAACUUUUAAAAUCUUUAAUGAAAGCAGAUUUCAUGCUUGGGGAGAGAUCAGUAAUAAAGCAAAAUCGAAAAGCUCAAGGAGACAUUGGAUCAUCCAAAUUGCCUCUGAGAAGAUCAAAAAAGGUAUUAAAAAAAGAAUCAACUGAGGGAUUUUUAACAGAAUCUGGGGCUAAACUUUUACCAGCCCAUAUUUUCUCGCCCCUCGGAAGUGCGUUCAAGGACCUUCUGGAACAUUCAUCCACACCGGCCCCGAAGACGAGCCUUACGACUACGCCUAACCCUAUGGAUGUGCCACAACCACCGACAAGCUCCUCUCUAAUUGUUCCAACCCAGGAGGGCCAAAUUGUACCGGUUACAGAAAGUCAUGUCAGAAGAGAACCUACUACUGUACCGGUUCUUGUUCCAACACAAUCUGGAAUGAUUGCCACUCCUCGAAGCAGCUCCAACGAAAAGCAAACAGAAAACAUGAUGAGCCCAACGUCGAGGGAUAGCAAGGGAUCUUUUCCCUCGGAGGUUUUUAUACCUUCAAUAAUGUCCACUAAAGCCAAUCACUUUUUAGAAAAAUCUGGUUCUAUCUCAGAUCAAACAUCACCAGUUAAGAACAUUUUUCCAACAGAAGCGCCUCUUUUGCCAACGCGGACGGGAUUUAUGCAAUCAAGAAAGCAGAAGAACGUUUUUUGGACAGGACCCCCUGAGAACAAUUCGGAGAGAAACAAUAUAAAAACUAACAUUCACGAACAGAGGCUGUACUCAUAUGAAUCAACCAGAUCUAAAACGGUCCGACCAAAAACUUUAGUUUCUCACUUCCGGAGGAAACCAAUUCAGUGGAUCAAUUCUGUUAGGAAUGGUGCGCCCAAUGCAGUUAGCACCCGAAUGGUAGGGUCAAGGCCGGUGCAUUCUAGAAAAAGAAGACAACUGCUUGUUCCAGUACCAUUCAUGCAAAACAACAACAAUCCACAGCAGUUUGCCGGGCAGACGCUGCUUCCUGGUCAAAUGGAUGGUCAAGUGCUCCUGCCCAACAUGCCGCAAUUGCCACAGUUACAGCAGCCCGUCCAGCAGUUUUUAUCCACACAGCCGCUCCAGGAAUUUGUACCACAGAUCGUUCAGUCACCUCAGGCGAUGAGCCCCAUUUCACUGCUGGGGCAGCCAGGUAUACAUGUCUACAAUAUUAACAACUACGGGUUAGAUUCUUUAUGUCAACGCGCUUACCAUAAGUCAGAAUUGGGCAGCCCUGAACAGUCCAGUCUUAUUAGUUAACGGACGUCUCCAGUUAGAUUGGACAACUCAUAAAUAGAAGUGUGAAAGGCAGUGAAGAGGUGUAACAAAAACUCUAGAGAAAACCUUCUGUCAUUUCAAAAUGAGUCGUCGGGCCGGUUAGUUCCUGCCUUUGGUAAGCGCUCUUACAUUCUUGCAAAGGCAAAAGAGAUAUUUGGAAUCACGUUUACGGCAAACCGCGGCAAACGUCAAUUUGCACCGUGAACAAGUUUUCUUUUACUUGUCGUGAACUGUUAACUACGUACACCUACAAAAUAAUAGUAGUUUCACGUCAGUUUUGCAUUCACUCAAGAAGUAAUGGCUAGCACUAUAUUUUCAUGGUGUUGAAACCCCCAGAUCAUAGACUCAAAAGUGCCGUUCGCCCCUCACGCGUGCUCUCGAGCAACUGUGACGCAAAAGAAAUGUAAGAGACUUCUCGCGGUCUAAUUUGAUAUAUAACCUCUUUAGUCGGUGGGUCAGUUAACCUCACUUGGCACCGCAGUGAUAGGGGUCUAUUUAUUUACCUGGCUUAGGAAAAGGACUUUCAGUUGUGAACAAUAUUAUGCUGGUCUUCAGUUUCAUCCACGAGUCGAUAGCGUUACUCACGUUUACUACUUUGCACUUUCAAACAAUACAUUCGAAUUCCUUUUCCUUGCGGUCACUCCCUCUACUCUAGGGAGAACCUGUUGCCAUCAGUCAUUUGCUUAUAAGUCAAGUGCUUAUAAGCCUCUAUAACACCCAGCCUCAAAAAGUGCAUGUUCAGUAGCCUGCGAGCAAGAUCUCUGGGGCGCCCUGGAGGCGGGAAGGGAAAAAGAAAAGCUUGCAACUAUGUCUAUGGAAUUUGAAUACCUGCAUCGAAAAAGUCGAUGCGAAACUGCUGACUGGCGUAGAUGAUAUUAGCGAUGAUCUUUCACGUGUUUUUCACUGUCUGUUUACACUUGCGCAAUCGCGCUCGUUUCCCUCUUGGAAGAGACGUAGUUGCAAACUCUCCUUCCUUUUACGGCCCUGCCGCCAGAGUGUCGUGGAGACAUUCCUCGCAGGCUACAUGUUCAAUGACUGACAAGCCUUAAAAACGUUAUACAGGAGAAGGUUUCUUUCCUGUGGACCGUAGUGCUAUGACGUUGUCAUUCACUGCGAUUCGUUGUUUCUGUUAUCAUCGCAAUUUUUACCUUUUAUCUUCCUUUACAAUUUCAGAGACAAGCGCUCAGGACUGAGAUCUUACAAAGUUUAUUUGACAAUGAAAAGAUAAUAUUUUAAACAACUAUACAUGCGUUAAUUCGUUAAGUAAUUGCAUGUGCGUUUUCCACAAAAAACAGAAAAAAAACGGGAAACAACAACAGCAACAAAAAGGAGGGACACCCCGUUACAGCUGUUCAGGCCAAAAAAGCUGAACUUUGAUCCCCCCCCCCUCCGGUCUGACGUCGUCCUAAUUGCUUCUUUGUUCAGGAUCGAACUUGUUAUGUGAUCUUUGAUCUUUGGAAUAGCUGACUGUUUUAUCUUAAAAGUGUCCUCUUGAAUGAAAGAUUGGUAAUAUAAAAAUUAAGUGAUAUAAAAUGACAAACAACUCAGUGGAACAUGAUGUUAUCAUCAAAGAAUACCUGGGGCCAAGGUUUUAGCUAAAAAAACUGUGGCCUCGUUUCAAGUCGCUGGCGAUCACUUUCUGGAAGGAGGGGGGGGGAUGAUUGAGUUAAUUAUCAAGAAAAGCGGGGUCGAAAGGAGCCGCUCGCCCUCUGCGCUGGUUCCCGACGGGAAAACCUGUGGAGAAGGCAGUACUCCUUGAGUGUAAUAACUUCACACAUUCCAAAUUUUCAGGGCCAGUUAUUCAAACGGAGUUUAGACCAUGUUUAACAAAACCGCGUUCUAAGCCAUUUUCAUUUUGCCCAACUCUUUUAUCCCAACACCAUUUUUCGUGAACAAUUUAACCAAAGCAUACAGCGCGCGUAGACUGGAAAAGUACUUCAUUUCUUGAAUUAACCCCUUAAGAAAUUAAACAAAUCUGGAGGUCCAGUGAUUUCUUAAACUGCGGCCUAAGUUAGACUUCGUUUAAAUAACCGACCCUCAAUUUUUGCCACCAUCGUCAUUACUAGUACUCAUCAGUUAUGGCAUAAAUACAGGCGUUUAGUCUUUGAAUGCAAAACUCCCUGAAGAAGUCUACUUUAGUGAGACGAAACGAGUAGGAGAAUCAACAAGUUUUACAGCUAUAGUUUUCAGUUUUUUAUACUACUACAUGAGAAAUUUCUGCAAUUUGAUUAGCUUAGAGCAGUAGUAUUUCAGCUUAAUUUGAAAUACCUACAUGUGAAAAUUACAAUCCGUUUGCCGGUAGUAGUAUAAACAAAUAAUAGCAUGAUUUGUAUGUGAUAUUUGGCGUAAAUACCACUCGUGAUAUUUCAAAAUUGUGUCAAAUUUCACUCGCCUAACGGCUCGUGAAAUUACGUAUAACAAUUUCGAAAUAUCACUUGUGGUAUUUAUGCCAAAUAUCACUACUAAUCUUGCUAUUACCUAUACUAAAAACUAAAACUUUUAAAAAAGAAGAAAAAACUAGCUAGAGCACCUAAGUGCACUGCCACUAUAAAAAACGUUUACCAUAUUACCAUUUUACAACGACAUAGCUGUCAGCAUUAGCAAGCAAAAUAACCAUCUAUGCAAUUGCAAUGAAGUUUGAAACAACACAAAUUUACAUUUUAGUGAGGUUUUCACUGCCGUCGUCAAAGUGGUUGCUAAAUAUCACUGUUAUUGCUACCAUUAUUAUUAUCAUUAUUAUUAUUAUUAUUACUAUUAUUUUCGCAGCAACGUUAUAUAAUCAAGAAAAUGAUAAAUAUAGCCAUUGGAGCAACAUAUUACAUCUUUUGUUGUAGAAAUAGGAACUGGGAUAGCCCAGACUUAAUGCAAUUUUAAUUUUUUUUUUUUGGCUUUUGUUUUGUUUUGUUUUAUUUUUGUUUUUGUUUUGUUUUUUUGUUUUUGUUUUUAUUUUUUUUAAUAAUCCAAUCUCAAGCAGCAUUUGUAAAUUGCCUAUACGUAGCGAGAUUUACAAUUGUACAUUCAAAAGCACAAAUAAAGUUUCCAUUAUUAUCAUUAUUAUUUAAUUAUUAGUAUGUGAAAUCAAAUCGUGACUAGUGAAAUUAGGGAAUAAUUUCACGAGUUUACCUUUUUAUUAGAAAUCAAGGGUGACAUAUUACGCGCACAAUCGUGGUCUUUUCACUUAUUUUUCGCAUCGAGAAUUCCACGCACUGAAAACGUUAGAGCAUAAAUUUUGGCUUAAGUUCACAAGUUUCUGAAUGUUUCGACAAAUAUCUCUUAGAAUCCCUCGUGAUGUGCUCUUUUGCGCGUUUUGGUUUCUAAAACGUCUUUUAGACCCUGUUUACAUGGAGAGGGGGACCCCGGUCUAGUGGGGUAGGUUUCUUUUGUUUUGUGUCCCCCAGAGCGUGAAAACAAAAGAAACCAACCCCACUAGACCGGGGUCCUCCACUCCAUGUAAACAGGUCCUUAAUGCCCUGACAUCUUCGUUCAUAGCAUUUUAAAACUCCGGCGCCAUCUUGGCACGUUGCCUUGGCAUGCGCCAAAAUUAAGAAGUAAUUUGUUACCCAUGAUAUUAUUAUUAUAGUUAUUAUUACUCUUACUAUCGCAAUUAUAUUAGCGUUGGAAGUCUAAAUAACUACCAUCGUUACUUGAAAUACGCUUAACAGCAAUCAUAGUUCACUAAAACCGUUUUUUAAAAACACGUAAAAACGCUCUUUGGCCAUGAACUCCAUCAGAAUCACCACAAACGCCCUCUCGCCUUUUACGCGGACCUGCUUCGUGUUUAAACUCUUGUCGCUCAAACCGACUACCUUCAAUCUUUGACCGUACGAGUGAAGAGAUCAUGGAUGAGCGAUGAGCAUUUGGUAGAUGGCUAUCAGCCUUGUCCAUGGUCUUCGUGGCAUCUUGUCUCCGUGCGAUGCAUCUCUGCUCACUGAGUGGAUUGAUUGUUGCCGCCCCUUCUCGUCUGACCUUUCUUACACUCUCAGAUGACUCACUCAUUCCAAGCGACUGAUUGACGUUGAAAGCAACUCCGCGGGCAAGAUGCUGUGUUAGCGGGCUUUGGACAUGAAGAACUGUGCUUUGCCGACGUACUGCUUUAGUCUGCUUACCUAAAAUUUCGUUGGUCCUAGCAGAGCGCUGAUUGAAAGGUGACGCCGAGGCUUCGAAGGGUUGCUGAAUGGGUGGCAGAUAAACUUUUUUGCGCGCUACGUUUGAUAUCCCCUUUUCUGUUCUGUUGAAAAGUUCCAUGUCUUUCGUAAAAUCUGAUGACAUACCAGUAUUUGGCUGGUACCAUGAAAGAGUCUUCCUUUCGGCUCUUGAAAGAGAUGUGCGAAAUGCUGAGUUCUUGUGCUCGCAGAGAUCGGAUGGUUUCUGAGCCACUGGGUCGAGUUGGUCGGGCGCCCCCUUUCUGGACUCCUUCAUCUCUCGCUGCUGAAAAGUUGUUCCCAUUCUGGCACUGAAUGAAUCUUCCAAUGCUCCUACCAUUUUUGGACACACCUCUUGCGAGUCCGACCGAUGAACUGUCGACGAGAGAUGCUGUUCAGCUGGCUGUUUGAUGUCAAACUGUUGCUGAAAGGGAGGCCGAUGACCUCUAUGCUGUGCCAGGUUCGCCCAAUUUCCUUCCGACAGACUUUCUUUUCUUGGAAACUGGAUCAUUUCUGUAUUUGGAGUUAGUUCUCUUCCUCGAAACCCCGAGGACAUCUCAUUUUCUUUUUUUCCGGCCAAUGAGAAGGCUGACCUACAUUGCCCGUGCUUGUAUACUGGCUUUAAUGUGCCUUGAUGGUGGAAAUAGUGUGCGCUAGGUGGUGUCCCAUAGCUGUCACAAUCGCUCCCCGGUAGAGUAUGCAAAGUGUACCUUGCACGGCGUGAAUCAUUAACGACUUCGUCAGAAGGAGACUGAAGAGCAGAGAGCACUGGAAAAAUAAAUCUGCCCUUGGCUGGUGAUAACAAAGCCGGUGACUUCGGAUACUGAGAAAAAAUUGUCACGGGAUCCGCUGCAUGACUGCUUGCUACGUUUUGAAGCUCACCUUUCGACUGAAUGAAGACUGUUCUCGGUUUUAUCAAGUGACCGCAAGUCGUGUACAAACCGGGGUUGUCACAGGCACCAGUUGAGCAAGUCUUUGCGUUAAAAAACACCAAACAGCCUUCAUUUGGUCUGUAACUAUUCUUUCGCUUUCCAGAGUUUCCACUGCCGUCCAUUGUCGCCUUGCCUCUAUAAGCAGCAUCAAUCGGAAAAGGAGUAUGAUGCUGUUGUCCUCCGUAACAGUCGCUUUCAUAAUACCGAGUGGCUCCGCUCUGGUCUUAUGGGAUUAUUCUAUUGACGCAAAUGGUCUUAUGUUUAUCCCCCUAUCAGUUAAUCUGUGUAAGAAAAAUGCUUUUUCAAACGUCAGUAGAAAAACAACAAAUUAAUCACCAUUUCGAUUGCGUUCACUUCUAUCGGGUAUUUUCAUGAAAAUUAUGUUUCUAUAGUUCAAAAGUCAAGUUAUCAAAGCUUCAAAGCCAAUAAUGAAAAUUUUAAAUUUUGGUCACUUUGUAUUCCAAAUGGUUGCUAGGUUGACAUUUGAAAUAUUUAAUAGGGACAAGUGUUUGUUCUGUUUUUCAAUACUACUCCUAGCAGCUAGUAUUUGGUCACGUACUGGUGCAUUUUACUAUUUUUCCUGUUUAAAAUUCCCCUCAUUUCAAAGCAUUGCCUGGCCGCUCUUAGUUUAAAAGUACUUUCGAAAUACGAAUGGAAAGGUGAGCGAAAAAAAAAACUACUCCGUAACAGUGACAAUUAUCACUGUCGGCAUUAAAAGAAGUGCGUGGGUGGUUAACAUCUAUAGUAUACCGACCAGUUAAUUUACUGUCAUUAAGUAUAAAGGAAUUUAUUAGCUAUUUAUGGUGAUUCCAGGGAGGAAAUUUGUUUCCAGAUAGGAGACUUAGAAUAACAAAAACUGAAAAAGGAGAGAUGGACGUUUCUUGACGAUUUACUGAUUCUUUACAUAAUUCUUUCAAACUAACAAUGAAAAAAUUGGCGAAAAACAACCCUUCAUGAAAAAGCGAAAAUUUCAUCAUGGACGUCCUUAAAAGAGAAAUGCGUGGAUCCUUAACAACGACAGAGUAAAGGAAUUUUUUAGCUAUUUAUAGGGACUCCAUGGAGAAGCAUUUUUCCAGAUAGGAGACUUACAACAAUUUGAAAAGGAAAGAGGGACGUUUCGUGACGAUAGUCUGAUUCUUUUGUUAUUACUUUGAAACUACUAAUGGAAAGGUUGACGAAAAACAACUCUUCAUUAGAAAACAAAGAUUUCAUCACUGACGUCGUUUAAAGAGAAAUGCGUGGGUGCUUAACACCUAUAUUACAGCAGUAAUUUGCCCUAAGUGUAAAUACUUUUUUUAGCUAUAUUUUAUCAGACUAAAUCCAUGCAUGAAGGACUAUUUAAAUUGCUUCAACUAUUCAACAUUUGCCUGUUUACCUGGUGGCUAAUUCUCGUUAAUACUUAUCAAAAAUAUAUGUGCAACGGCAAAAAAAGAUGAAAAUCAUUUCAUGUGCAUUAGAUUCAACUUUGUUUAACCUUGCGUACAUUAUCGAACUCCUUGAUCCGUCUCUAAAAAUAUAACUUGACAUACAAAAAAAGAAUAAAGAGACAGAGAAGGAAACGUUCAGUGUAGACCUUGGAAUGUGUGAAUUUCACCAAACGUAAUAUGGACCAGUUAAACGCUCGAAAUGAAUUGGAAAAUGGUUUCCGGAGAGGUGAGCAAGAGAGAAUUCAACAGUCGCCAUUACAAUAUUCUGCACUGCUUGCUUUUAGGCAGUCGCGCGUUUACUUGAUGGCGUCUCAAACAAUCAAAUAGCAUAUGCGGAGGUCUCAGGAAUUAACAGCCUCUAAAAAUUACUUCAGUGAAAUUCACAUAUCCCGGCCACGUCCAAAGAUUCCCUCUCUGUCCUAUUAUUAUCUCUUACUUGGCACACAAAGUAGAUGACUUCCACGUUUUUUUGGUCAAUAAUGCUGGACUAAGAGGCAAUUGGGUCGUAUAAAGUAGGGAAGAGCCUUGUUUCAAAGAUUAACUGGCCCUUCAAAUGUCAUGGUUGGCGACCUGUUACUUUAAUCUUUCAUUUCUGAUUGUAACAACAGCAAAAGUAGGCAGCGACCUAAAGCAUCAACGAAAUGUUGUUGAAGUGGUCUGCUUCACGCGAACUGCCAACUCUCUCUCAAAAACGGACACCUUCGAGACAGCACUUAGUGUCCGUCUAUGUCUGUGAUGACCGUCUUACAGAGAGUCAAAAAAAGGGAGUAAAGAAGAAAGGCAGGGACCAACUCUAGCUUUCCGUGAAUGUGCGCCAGUCUCAUAUAGGUGUCCGUUAAGGGAGAGUCGACUGUAGUAACAAAUUCUAAUAUUUAAUUUUUAGAUACACGAUCCCAGUUCCCUCUUCUGCAAGCAAUGAACCAGAUCCCACAGACUCUAUUCUCGCCUCAGCAAAACCAAGGUCUCGGAUUACCACUGGGUCCCUCGCCCGGACCGUUGGAUCAGCUCAGCAAAAGCAUUGGAGUCACUCCACUCCAACAUGUCUUGCCAGACCAAAAUAUCGAGCGUGUGCUCGGCAAUAGGCGGAGCGACGUAAGGUCCAUUGGUCCAGCAAGUUUAUCGCCAAUAACAGUCAACAUACCCAUGACAGCUCCUAGGAAGAUUCCGAGUUUUCUUACGGCGAGCCAAGUCUACAAAGAUUUCGAGGACGUGAAUUCCAGGUCGCAUUUGUCAGAUGACAUUUUUGGGGGCCAAAGUUAGUACUUUCGACCUUUGUAAUUUAUAUAGUUCUUUUAAUACCACUCUGAAAUAUAAAAAAUUCUGUUGAACGAGCCACGAGUCAAAAAGCACACAAAAGCAAAGGGCAAGAUGAUGUUCUCUAAGACGCACUUUCUGAUCUUUACGUUUUUCAUUCACAAUAAUCUUUAAAUUAUGUGCUGUCACCCUGUUAUCAUUGGCAGUUAUAUGCUUACAAAGCAAAUUCUAAAAUUGUGUUGUUUAUAAUAUCAGCCUGCCAUUUUGUUUCAGUGUCACGAGGAGAAGUUCCCAGAAAUGAUUUUGGCCUAGAUGAGGAUUUACCAGAUGAGCCAAGAUAUGACAAGUUUGCUUACGAGAAUGACAAGAAAAUAUGGGGGUUAGAUAACUUCUCCGAGGACGAUGAUGAAGCCAACAUGUUCGGAGCUAGACCGAGAAAGCACAGAAAACUUCAUUACACUUCAGGUACGACAGUUGAUUAUGGGCCAUUGAGAAUGAGUGCAAGAACGAAGCACUUCACUUCUGUUUAAGUAGUGGUUGAAAAAGGUCUUCUUUUGGUCUGGGACUUCUCUGUAAGAGAUUACACUAUUUCUUUCCAGCCACAAGCUUCAAGUAUAUUAAUACAUGACUUACUUUUUCCAUGCCAGAAAAUAGCAAUUACAAAAAAAUACGAGCUCUCAGACGUUUUAUUUUUCCAAAUCAUCUGAUUUAAAUAUUUCUAACUCUCGUCUAUGUAUAAACCUAAACAUUAAUUUCCCCUUUUAGAGACACUGAUCAACUGCAAAUAUUUCUUUGAGUUUUCGUCUUUUCAGCAGAUGAGAUAGGUGAUGACUCCGUUGCCCAGUCAGAUGAUUCAGAUGAAUCUCAGUCGUUCACCAACUUAAGAUACAGCAGCACCGCGGGAAGACGUUUUCAUCACCCAAGAGGUCAUCACAGGCAUCACUGGAUCAAUGAAAAUGCCUUGACACGAGUGAACGGAAAAGGAAUCAUUGGACACAAUGAGGGAGAAGAUGAAGAGCUCACUGAGGAUGGAUUUCACGCAGCAGGUUAGCAGGGAGAUUGUGACAACAGUUAUUGCAGCAGAACACCGGAAACCGGGCAUCUUAAGUUCACUAAUGAUGAGAGGUUUAGAACAAAUUAUAUUCGCUUACCUAAUUUUAAAUAUCACCAGGAAUUUUUUCUUCCGUCUUAACUAUCCAUUUGUGAGAAGCAAUAAGGCAAUAACCUGCGAUCUGGCGUUCUUUUUUUCGGGAAAAAGCGACGGGCAAAUGAAAAAAGGAACGGCGGCCUUUUCCUCUCCCCUCCCAAAGAAAAAGAGAAGAAGGAACGCCUGAUCGUAGGUUAAGAAGGCAAUUGAAAGGGAAAGAAAAAAAAAAGACUUAUCCAUAAGAUAUGGCAAUUGAUAAAAGUCUCUGUUUGAAUGAUCUCUUUUUAUUUAAAAACUGUGCACGUUCUAAUCAGAUGAGACGACUGAAAACGCGUCUAAGGAAGAUACCUACGAAUCACAUCCAAAAUAUAAACAUCCAUCAAAGACCCAUCGACCAAGUGUGGACGAGGAUAAUAUGGAAUCUGAGCAAGUAGAGAAAAUUUCAUCUGAUGACGUCAGAGAGAGCGACCAAUCUAAGGAAAGCGCUACUACAAGCCAAUCAGAAUCAAGAGAAUCAGAUGAAACUCAAACAGAAUCUGAAUCACAGUCAGACUUGCCAGAGGAUAGCUCACAGGAUACCCACUCAGAAAGAACUUCUUCAGAGGACAGGAGUGACAAAAAUGAGGAACUCAAAGAUGGAUUAGAAGGUUUGUCAAAGAACAUUCUUGCAUGCGUAGUGCCAUACUUAGGGUAUUUAACAAAUAAAUGGGAAAACCGGAAAUUUUGGUUGUAAAAUCAAAUGGUUCAGGUCAUUUGGUUUGGGCAGCUUCAGAAAAUACGGGCUGUGUCUUUAAGUGAUGGCAUUUGAAUACCCUUUUCAGUCUUUUCAGCUGAUUUGGAUAUACUUGUAAAGGGCCGUUCUUCCACCACGUGAAAUUUUAUAGUUUCUGUUUAAGCACAAGUAGUAAAAGAAGUUUAACAAUAAUCAUAACGAUAAUAGAUGAUAACAUUUUUCACAGAGUAGCCACUACCAGUAUUUAUUUCUACUUCUAGAAUCAAUGAGAGAGGAAUCGCCGACUGUUAUCUCUUCACCAAAGCCCGGUAUGUAUUGUGAUGUACAGUUUGAAGUCAUGGUAGUACUACUAAAAAGAUAUUUCUGAUAACCCCUUGUGCUUCUGCAGCGCCUACUGGUGAAAUUACUCUCUUGUUCAGUAAUGAUAUAAAGAUCAAUAAUAUGAUUCUGGUAUGACCUAACCUCACCAGGGCCGAACAUGAAAUUUUCGCUACCCUUUAUGGGCCAGUGGGGUUUUCCAGGGAAGAGUGAAAGGUGGAAUUUCUUGUGUCAUGGGAAGAGACACACGUUCGCUGCAUUCAAUUAAGAAAAAAAAACAGUUUGAGUUGAGUUCCUGAAACCGCUAGUUCUCGCUCUGAGUCAGGAAACGUUUAAGCAUGUCAUCGCCAAAGCGGGGAGAAAACAUAUUCAGUGAAUUCCUCAAGAGUGUGUAGCAAGGUAUAAGUAGAUAGUAUCAGCAUCUCAUUUAAAGAAGUGAUUUUAAAAUUACCAUUCUCAGGGCACAGUUCGACGACACUAAGAGAAGAAAUUCUCAAGAAGCUAUGUAAGUUCUAUUUUAAGUGUUAAUUAAAUUUGGCUAAUGAUAUGGUUACACCAAUUCCUUUCCUUCCAUAGCGACAGCCUUGUUUGAAUAAUCGAGUGCAAGCCAGAAUGCAAGGCUCUUUCCAAAACUCCUUAACUUUUCAAAACGUAAAGAUUGAGGAAAUAAAGCACAGUAAACGUCUUUGGGUAUCUGAUGUUAAACCCCUCUUUUUUGCAUUCUUUGAUAUCACCUUUAUGAUAACUUUGUCUAUAAGAAGUUAUAUCAAACACUCUAGACAUUAUGCCAUUAAAAAACACAAAUCUCAAAUUUGCGUGAAAUAUUCCUUUAUGCAACGUAAUUUCAACUGUUUCUGUGGUGUUUGAUAAGUGGGAAAACAUUCUUUUGCGGUUUUUAUUUUACAUAAAGCACCUCGAAGGUCGUUAAAUAUAAUCACUUGCGCGUCGUGUUUUCAGUUCUUUUGUUUUUCACGUUUUUCACAGUGAUUAUGUUUCAAAAACUCUCGUCAUACCGCCUUUAUAAAAAGUAAUCUAUUCAAAAAACAGAACAGCAAAACUGCGAAUAUAAACCAAUCAGUUCGGUGACUGGAUCUAUAAAAAGAACUGGAUCGGGCAUGAAUAUUUUUUUUGUCAGUUUUAUUUUGGCUUUCCUUUUUUUUUCUAAGCAUCAGCAUCAGAUCAGAUUUCGGCUAUUUCUUCAAUUCUUUCCUUUCUACCUUUUCCAGCUCAUAGUGCUAUAAUGCAUCUCAACUUUGAUACAACGCCUUCUAAGCCUGGAAGAACUGUUGUACAAGACGAAUCAGGCAACAAAAAUGAUGCAGGUCUUGCCAAUGGAGCUGAAAUUUCAAAUCGGACAAUGGGUAUGGUACUAGAGCUCACUAAAAAAAUUUCUGGAAGCCUUCUUCAGCAAUGUAGCAGGUUUUCGUAAGGCUCGCUGUAACUGUAAUCACCUCUUUUGCAUUGGGUUUAAUUCAAAUUUAGAUUCAAAUAGUAGAGAAGCAGUUGCUUCAGUAUGGGCAAUGGAAGUCAAAAGUGUUUGGACACUUAAGGUAACAUAAGUAAAACUAAUCCCUCCCUCUCCCUCCACAAACAAUGCUGAAUUUCGAGCGUGAUUGGUGCAAAAAGGUUUGAUUUAGCACAUUGCUGGGGGGCAGGGUAAGGGGGAGGGAGGAAAGUCGGGCGAUCAAGGAAUCUAGCCGAAGUUGAGCAAAAAAAUUGUUAUCAGUAAUAGUGUGAUACAUGUAUGAAAUAAUACAUCUAGGACACUACAUGUAUUAUUACAUGACCUCUAGUGUAGCUAAAAGACCACUCCCCCCCCGGUCCACGCAAAUAGAAAAAAGGUAAAGUCAGACUAAUCCAGCAAGACGCAGAUCGUUUAACAAGCUUUACGGCAUGCGUAUGCUCAAUCUUUUUUGAUAUUUGGAAAAUUCGAAUUAUUGCCGGGUGGAUGCGACAGAAACUUUGGAGGGUUGUGACGGUAGUCUUACAAACUUUGCAUCUAUGGUUUCAGGCUCGUGCGGACGAGUUGCUAUCCUCAAACAUGGCGAAGUGAUGUACAAAGCGGAUCAUUUUAGCAGGAAACCCACAAAAGCUGCUUCUAUCGCUAUGUGGUUAAAAUCCCGCAAGCCGGGUCUUGUUCGCUGGUUUGACGUCGGCGAAGACGGCGCUGGAUCACUCGCAAGCCGGUCUCGCGCGAAACACAGCGGCGGAAAACUGGUGAAAGUGCCCAAGAAUCAGUGGAUUCAUUUGGCGGGAACGUUUGAUUCAAAAGAUGGUAUUGCGCGCGUUUAUGUGAAUGGCAAGCUUAUUUCUGAGACGGUUGGCAAGAAGAACCAAGGACUACCAGACGAUUUUACUGCCACUGGUAUUGGAGAAAAAUUUGGCGAUAAGUUCAUCUCGUUCUUAGAUGACGUUUAUAUGUUCGAUCGCGUUAUUUCUGCGGCAGAAGUCAAAGCACUUUAUAGAAAGUGCGAGUUUAACAGAAUGGUCCUCCAUUUUGGAUUCCAAAAAGUUAACACAACCACUCGCCAAGUCAUGGACCAGUCAGGCCUCGAUAAUAAUGCUACUUUCGAUUCAGGUGAGAACAAGGGACAAGCAUCAACCUAUGUUGUUUAGAUCCAGCAUAGGGCCAUAGCUAGACUUUCGGCAUAGACGAGGCAUGUGUGACCGCCACGGAUGCGCUGAUCCGCUGCGGGGGGGAAUCUGGCUAGACAUUUUGAAAUAAAGAAAAUAUGAAAUGCUACUAACAUGGGUAUUUCUUCAGAAAAAUCGGUCUCCUUCAACUGGGGAUUAUUUUCCACUCGAAUCGUUUUUUUUUUCGGUUUUUAGUUAAGGCCCUGUAGCUCAUCGAAUAAUUAUUUCAGUGCUGGUUAAAACAAAAAAACAAACUUUAACAUGAAGCUCUGAUUAAGGAAGCCAUGUUCACAAUGUAAUAGGCCAUUUGCAUGUUGGCGUCAUAUUACUACUAUGACCAGGAUCCUUCAGGGUUUUGCUUUCUUGUGCAAAUUAGGGCUUUUGUUAUUUAAACCUCACUGGGGCUACCAAAUUUACAUAUGAAAGGGAAAACGAAAAGAAUUCUGGUCGUAGUAGUAAAAUGACGCCAUCGUGCAAAUGGUCUAUUAGUUAUAUUUUGACCUUUUUUCCAGGAGCACACAUCAUGAACAGCGGUUGUGACAAAUGCGGUGCAUGCCUAGACGCAUCAAACGAUAACAUGCCAGGCGUGUAUCUUGAUGGUAAAAAGUUUCAUCAUAAACCAGCUUCAGCGAUAUCAAUAGCCUCUUGGAUCAGCUUAAAUCAAACAAAAGGACGACAUUCCAUCUUUCAAGCGGUCAGUAACAAAAAUGAUGAGUGGCACGACAUUUACAACUUGGACGUAAUCAAUGGAAAGUUGUUUUGGCGACACAAGAAUGAGAAUAGUGACGUCACCUUUAACGUCAGGACCGACGAUGUCGCCAUACCUGAAGGCCUUUGGAGUCACGUGACUGCUACGUACAGCUCCGAAACCGGAGAUGCUAAGAUAUAUGUGAAUGGUCUUUUGAAAGCAACGGUUAACAAUAGGCAGAAACCAAAGCUUAAUAUAGCCUGGGGUCGAGUGUCGAUAGGAGGGCAUUUACCAGACGCAAAAAAUUUUGCUGGACUUUUGGACGAGUUUUUCAUAUACAAUUGGGCGCUGGAUCCCUCGGAAGUGCGGUUUGUGUUGAAAUACUGUGCUGACAAACCAAAAUUGGUUUCGUUUACGGUGCGGGUACCAUUGUUUAAACGGCAGAAAGUGCAGAAAACUCCUCAAGCUCUAAAAUAUUUAUAA